GAAGGUAAGAAGAGCUGGGAGCCAGGAUUUACUGCACCUAUAAAACAAGAUACCACCAGUAAAGUUACCUGCAGCAUCUUGCCUUUGCGUAAAGGCAAAGAUGUUUGCCUGAAGUCCAAAAUUCAGCAGCAACCAGGAGCAGAGGCUGUAUCCCAUCUUUGUGAAAGCAGUUUUGAUUUUAUCCGUGCUGAAGGGUUUGUGUUUUCUCAUGUUGCUGAUGAAGGGAUUAUAAAUGCCUGUGCAGGUAACCUGCUACGAUACAGAAAACAAGUUGGAGCAGAGAACAUUCAGAUUUUUGCUGAUAUUAAAAAGAAACAUAGUGCUCACGCUCUGACAGCGGAUGUCAGCGUGGCCCAGACCGCUUCGGCUGCUGAGCUCUUCCUGGCUGAUGGGGUUGUACUGACUGGCACAGCCACUGGACUGCCCACGGAUCCCCAGGAGCUGAAAGAGGUUAAAGAUGCUGUGAAGAUUCCUGUGCUGAUUGGGUCUGGAGUGACUCUGGAGAAUGUGAGGAAUUACUUGGAUGCAAAUGCUCUAAUAAUUGGUUCUUAUUUCAAGAAAGAAGGUUAUUGGGCAAAUGCUGUUGAUCCUGACCGAGUAAAGAAAUUUAUGGAACACAUAAGUAAACUGAGAGAAUGAGUUUGUCAGUAAACAGUAUUUUUUGUGUGUGUGUGUAUAAAUGUAUUAUGAUAAAUCUUACAGAAUUAAAGCACAAAUGUGUGGUUUAGGGGCUAAUAACAUGAAAUGAAAACACUCAUCAUCUCCAUAACUAGCUGGGAAACAUGGUGGCGCUUACGAUAAACUGGUGCUCUGAUAUUUGCUUCUAGGCAGCGCAUUUCUAUGGCACUCAAAGCCAGCGUCAAUGCAAAACCACCUCUCCGAAGACUUGUGUAAUGUAUUCUCUCUUAUAAGUAAAAUGCUAUGGAGUUUAAGAAUUUGUAGUAAAUACUCAUCACAGGUGAGCUGAGUUUUGUUUUGCCUGUGAGUACAAUAGAAUGCCCUUAGUUUACAGCUAAGAGUAUUGUAAAUUGGACAAGUUAAUUAGUCUUUCAGUUUCCCCAUCUGUAAAAUGAUGAUAAUAGUACCUGCAUCACAUGGGGGUUGUAAGACAUAAUAAAUGAAUGAAUGUACAGCUCUUUCAUCUCUUCAAAUGAAGGGCUCCUUUAAAGUUCAAGAUAAUUUUUUUUUAUUAGAAUUGUGCAUUUAUUACAAAAAAUGUAGUAAUUGUAUACCAUACAAAAAAAUUAGGAUAAUUGGGAAAUUGAUAUACUUACAAUACUUAUUAGAGAGUACACGUAAAUAUUUAAUUACA
Messenger RNA from Nestor notabilis (Kea), 1312 nucleotides. RefSeq lists its product as uncharacterized. The annotation marks the transcript as partial. The transcript has 4 exons. Lineage: Eukaryota; Metazoa; Chordata; Aves; Psittaciformes; Psittacidae. The record is from RefSeq and is a predicted model, not a curated record.